Molecule: messenger RNA, 715 nt
Organism: Lasiosphaeria miniovina
Lineage: Eukaryota; Fungi; Ascomycota; Sordariomycetes; Sordariales; Lasiosphaeriaceae
Exons: 1
Coding region: 217-519 (100 amino acids)
Source: RefSeq, a predicted model, not a curated record
GCCCUAAGUCACUGCUGGGGCCAAUGCGCCGACAUGACCAAGCUGGGGCUGGAGAACGAAGCGACGUGGCACCACGGUAUUGACCUCGAGUCCCUUUCGCUCAACUUUCAAGACGCCAUCACCGUUACACGGCGGCUUGGCAUCCGCUACCUCUGGAUCGACGCGCUCUGUAUUCUCUAGGACUCGGCUGCCGACUGGCUCGCCGAGUCACUCAAGAUGACAUUCGUCUUCGGCACUGCAACCCUCGUGCUCUCGGCCACGUCCGCGAAACAUUGCAACGAGGGCAUUUUCCUGCAGCGACCGCUGAUACGCUCGCCUGCUCUCGGCCGGAACAAGCAUACGUUUCUAGUGCCAUUUGCCGACAUCGACCUCUGGGCCAAAGGACAGACCGAACCUGACCGAAUCGUUUCCUGCGAGUCCAUCAUCGCAAAGUCUGCUCUGAGCUCGCGUGGCUGGGCCGCUCAGGAGCGGAUUGUGGCAAAGAGGAUUUUGCACUAUACUAGAACGGAGAUGAUCUAGGAGUGCGCAUACCACUACCGAUCGGAAUUAUCGCGGCCUCGGGAGCCGGCGACCUCCUCGGAUAAGCCCGUCGUCGACCUCAACGUCUCGGCGCACCCAGACUUUCCGAGCUCCAAGAGGAGAAGAGUACAAAACUUAGUCACGCAGUGGCGUCAGCAGAGCUCACGCCAGGUCGCUCCGGACGACAACUUGGAUC